This is a messenger RNA of Prorocentrum cordatum, 5212 nucleotides long. The record is from the annotation of a GenBank genome assembly. NCBI's taxonomy places the organism in Eukaryota, Dinophyceae, Prorocentrales, Prorocentraceae.
GUCGCGUUUCUGGGGCACCAGGGGAUCGAGUGGAGUCUACGUGGGGCAGGUCUCCUGGCGCCCGCGCUACGGCGUACCUGUCAGGCCUGGCGCAAGGCAGAGGCCGAGCGCGCAGGCGAAGGUCGAGAGCCAGGCGCAGGCUGGGCGUGCAGAGCGCACGGCACAAGGCAAGCCGGGUGCAGAUAUACCGCUCUCGGUGGAGGCCGAGCGCCAGAGCGUGGUCAACAUCCACAAGGGCCGUGGCCGCUCCAGGCCCACGACGGCAAUUCUGCGCGGCGGUGCCACCGCUGGCCUCCGGCGUGGGCCCAGCAGCGGGGGCGGAGGCGGAGCGCACCGCGCGGGACGCGCGCUCGGCGGGGCCGGGCGCGAGGCACGGGCCGCGAGCGCCAGGCGGAGGCUGGAGCCCAGCCGCGGGCAGAAGGCCGCGCGGGAGGGGCAGCAGGCGAUAGGCACCUGGCUCGGCAGCAGCAGCAGCGGGUGUCACUGCAGCUGCCACUUCGACGCCUCGCCCGACGAGGCCCUCAUCGGGCUGUUUAAAGGGCAGCUCGACAGGUGCGGUCCAGAGCACCUGCACGGGCAGCCGACGUUCACUCCACCCUGCCCUGAGCCAGGGCACACCCGGCUGGAGCUAGGCCUCUCGCUCGUGCUCGGCCUGGUCCUGGGCGCUGUGCUUCGCGAGGCCCUGGAGAACCUGCAUGUGGGUACACGGGUCCUCGCCUACUACGAGCAAGAGGACAAUUACUGGCAUGAACGGAUUUUGGUCGGCAGGAUCACUGCGACGAGAAGGGUGGUGGUCACACCACACUUCGACAUCUACGAGGAAGACUUCGCGGACGCCCUGCAGCUCUGUCCAGUCGGCCCCCUCGGGGGCCUGCCCACGAAGCUCUCGGGCCACAUCCCCCGCAUGGACAUGGACCGCUACAAGCGGAACGAAGCGAGGCUGCUGGCUGAGGGCAAGCAGCUUGCUAGCGAGAUCCGCCAGGAGGAGGGCCUCCCCGACGAGCCACUCGGGGCGUUCGCGCCACCGCCGGCACCUGGCGGUGCUCUCGCCGUUCGAGCUGACGCUGGUGACGCUCCUCGCUGGGUUGCCUUGGAGGCCCGAGCUGGCUACCGACCAGGUGACGAGCUUCCAGCAGGCACCGUGCCCGUUGCCGUUCUUGGAGAUCGGGGGAUCUGUGAGCUCGCCGAUGGCAGCAAGCUGGCCGUCGCGAAGGCCGACACCUACGAGGGCACUCCGACCCCCCGGCAGGAGCGUCAAGCUGCAGAGCAGGAUCUUCGGACUCUUCCUGUCAAGUACGACGCCGGCGGCACCAGGGUCAGGGACUUCGCCGAGGCGGUGGACAUCAUGUCCUCCAACCCGCAGCUGGACUUCCCUGUCCUUGGGCCGCGGACAACCUUGUGGCUGGUGCAGCAGUUCAAGCGGCUGGGCCAGACCCCUUUUCAGCGACACAUGUGGUGGAGGCAGACCCAGAACCUCACCGCCGCGGAUGCUGGAGUUGAUGAACAUCAGUUCCUUUCAGAGCUGCUGGAGAUGGGCGCCGAAAAGGACCAACUCAAUGAGGGCGAGCUCGCGACCUUCGAAGCUGUGUCCCGACGGACGCUACAGGGUCUCAGGCCUGGCUACUCGGAAGUCGAGGCCGCCGGUUCUCGAACAGUCUACCAGCGGGGAAAUAUCUCUCUUCCCAAGAUCGGCGCGGGCAAGGUGGCUCUUACGGAGGUCCUCCCCGCUGACCUGCAGACCAAGCUGGAGACUGGGCGCGGGCUGUUGCGAUCCCCAGUGGAGGCAGCAGCGCUAAUUCGUGAUGCAGGUGCUCCUCGUGCCAUGGGCCCGAAGCUCGGGCGGCUCGGCUACGACUACGGCCGCGCGCUGGGGGAGCUCUACACCUCUGGAGUGAUCGAGGCCAGCUCGGAGCCAGUGUUGGAGGAAGCUGGCAUGUCCCUGAGGAUCAAGUACACGACGGUGAUGGACGACUCGCACGACGAGCUCGAGCUGAAGCGGCACAAGGACCUGAUCAUGGCGACCCGCAAGCUGGGCUCGAUCAGCCAGAAGCGCGGCGAGGCUGUGCUGCUGCAGCUCGCGUUCCGCAACCGCGACACAUGGCGCUUGGCGAACGAGGCCAAGCCGUGGGCGGGCGACAUGGCCAGGACUGACGUGCCGAAGUGGGCGCAGGAGUUCAUCGACGGCGCUGGCACAGCAUCCAGGGUCGACUCGGCCGAGGCGACGACGACCGUCGGCAUCUGGGAGUUCGGCUGGGACAAUGAGCUGCAGGCAGCGAGGGUGCCUGGCGACCUCGUGGAUAGCCCGCAGGCCAGCAAGGGCAAGGACAGCGACGCCAUCCUCUGGCGCGGCGUCAAGGACGGGAACGCCGUGCUGGCGAGAACCGUCAAGAAGAAGGACGCCAUCUGGUUGCAGGUGUGGCACCAGCCGAAGACGCAGGUCCUUCAGCUCAUCGUGGAGCCCGAGCAGAUGGCCGCGGGCAAGACCUGGAUCGUGCAUGCGGCGGAGAAGUGGGCCAACGGCAGCAUCACCAAGGCGGAGAUGGAGGCGGACAAGGCGAAGCACUUCCCCAGGAAAAAGAAGGGCGAGGUCGGCAAGCGGCCUGCCAGCAAGGGCGUCGACUGCGCCGUGAGCCACGAGGUGAAGAAGACGAAGAUUGCGGACGAGGAGGAGCCAGAGGAGGCCGCCGCUAGCGCGGACGAGAGUGCUCAGGUGCUGGCAGGGGUGCUGGUCAAGCCGAGGCCGAAGGCGACGGCGUCCGCGGCCUCGGCGACCAAGGAGAAGUCCUCCUCGCAGCAGCCAGGCGCCGCGUCGUCGUCGCAGGCGGCGGCGGCAUCGGGCACCGCGCCGAAGCAGUCGCCGCCCGCCGAGCCGAUGAGCACGCCUGGAACUCAGGCGUCGGCCGCGCCAGCGCCGAGCCGUUUUGGCUGCUCGAGUGCCCUCUCGGGCGUUCACAUGGGCAAGAGUGCCCGCAAGCGCCCUGCGACCUCCCCAGAGUCUGACAUCGCGUGGGAGUUCCCACCGCGCGGCGCCUCGCACACCACAAGGAUCGGCAGAAUGUUGACUGGAGGUGGCAGCGAUGUCGAGCAUGGCACGUGCACGAUGAUGGAGAUGGCGGUGGCAGAUGUGCCGAGCCUCAGCGACGCAGCGUCGCAAGCCUCAGGGUCGGCAGCGACCACGAUGACAGUUCCCGACACGCAGGCCAGGGCAGCAGAAGGCAUGUCGCUCGAGGAGGCUCUGAGGCUGGGCGAGGAGGCGAGGAAGAAAGCAGCUGCACUGGAGCUGCUCGUCAAGAACCAGCGGGCAUGGAUCCAGCAUGCAACGAGCCGCCUCAGCGCCCUGGAGACCCCUGUCGACUCGCCGAAGACAGCGGAGGAUAUGGAGCUCAUGGCGCAGGCCGUCGCGGAGUCGCAGAAGCUGGCCCUCACCGAGCAGGAGCUCGCGCGCCAGGGGGAGGAGGUUCUCGCGGCAGCCUUGGCCGCGAGCAAGCGCGACGCCGAGGAGAAGGGCAUCGAGGCGACGGAGAGCCCGAACCCCACGGCUCGGCACAGCUGGGAGGCGCCUGGGGGGGUCGACAGCGGCAGCUCGGGUUCGACGCCGUGGCCGCACGAUCGUCAGCCCGACAUCGUAGACUUGGCGGAGUGGCGCGCGGCUCGGCCCCAGCGCAGGAGCGAGGUCGCCGACGCAGGAGCGGCAGCCAGCGCAGCGGCGGUGCCCAGCGCAGGAGGCGCAGCGACGAGUGGUUCCUUCGUCGGCGGCAGCGGCAGCUUCGGGGGCGAGAAGGACGACGAGGACUGCCUGCGAUCGAGCGACUCGAUCGACGAGCUCGCCAUCAAUCAGCUGCUGCUCGACGCCUUCAAGAGCCAGGACGUCAACGAGAUACAGAAGCUCCGCGGCACCGACGCCAAGAUGAUGAUGUCGACGCACCUCGAUUCCUCGCUGGACUCGGUCUUCGAGAUGCCAGCUCCCAACUCACAGAGCGCGCCGCAGGUUGCGGCCAGGGAGUCCGAGCUCGACCAGAUCGACACGACAGGCUUCAGCGAGGACCAGCUGUCGGAGUUGGCCAUGAUGCGCGAGCUCGAGGGCAGCGACUUCAAGUUCCUGGCCCGCGGGAGGGCGGGGAACCCCAUCGCCAGCCGGUUCAACCGCGCGAAGGCCAAGGACAAGCAGCUCGAUGACGCCUACAAGAAGCUCUCGGGCAGCCAGAGCGACCAGUCGGCCUUCAGGGCGGAUUGGGCGCAGAAGGUGUUCACGAACUACGUGAGCACGAAGCGCAAGGUGACGACGAUCUCCAGCACGAAGUACCGCAAAGGGCAGUACAUGCCGCUGGGCAGGGUGGCCCACAAGGAGGGCGGCGGCAAGCUCGGCUGGAUGCAGGCAUGCAGGCUGUUCCUCAGGGCCAUGAUGCUGGGGCCGCCGUGGAUCGUCUACGACGUGGUCACGCAGAGCCUGCGGCUGCUCUACGUGACGGAGGGCAUCAACGUGGCGUUCAACGAGGCGUGGAGCAUCUUCGAGCAGUGGUCCAGCGACGCUGUCGAGAGCGAGGGGGCCGCGAAGAAGCGCGAGCAGGAGCAGCUGUACCUCCACAGCCAGCAGAUGUACCUCCACAGCCAGCAGAUGUACCUCCACAGCCAGCAGCCGUACCACAACAGCCAGCAGCCGUACCUCCACAGCCACCAGCAGUACCUCCACAGCACGCCGCCGCCGCUGACGGUGCUGACCAGUGCGCCAGCGGCGGCGGCGGAUCACCCAGCCAAGAAGUCGAAGUCUGGCGGCGGCAAGGCUGGCGGCAAGGCUGGCGGCAAGGGUGCUUCAGGGCACAGUGAUGACUUCAUCAAGAGCUUGACUUCAGAUGUCAAGAAGGGCAUUGCGAGGUACAACCAGAUCAUUUCGCACGCGCUCACGGUGGUGACGGGCUUCGAGAACGAUCCCCUGUGGUCGUGGGCCAAGACCGAUGAGGGAGCGCAGCGCCUCGUGUCCUUGUACCACUCGAUCCAAGCGCAGAAGACGGUGGACAUGAACAGGGCGCUGAUCGAGCCGCUCCCGAAGUUGCGGAGGGACAUCGGCGACGGCGCCUACGUGACGGCCUUGACCAAGCUCAAUGAGCUGAACACUACGUUGGACGAGAUCGAGCAGGAGUGCACGGCCGCCUACGAUGUGCACAAAAUCAAGAUGCAGCGCCUGAAGGCCCAGUCAGCAGCUGACGGUCAGUAA